Molecule: messenger RNA, 2115 nt
Organism: Heterocephalus glaber (naked mole-rat)
Lineage: Eukaryota; Metazoa; Chordata; Mammalia; Rodentia; Bathyergidae
Gene: Gnpda2
Product: glucosamine-6-phosphate deaminase 2
Biological process (GO): N-acetylneuraminate catabolic process; carbohydrate metabolic process; D-glucosamine catabolic process
Cellular component (GO): cytoplasm
Molecular function (GO): identical protein binding; glucosamine-6-phosphate deaminase activity
Source: RefSeq, a predicted model, not a curated record
CUUCCUUCGCGUAUCUGCAUCCGGGUCCUCAGGAUUCGCGCUCCCCGCGCCGGGUUGGGGUAGCCCUGUGGUGGUUGGGUGUUGGUGGUCCUCGGUCUUCCGGCUUCUGAAGAGUCUGUGAGUCAACUGGUGAGUUUAGGCGAGUGGCUAAAGACGGACACCUGGUUGGCGGUUGCUUUUCCCGGGGUUUUGUGCUGAGCUGGGACACGGAGCCUGGAGCAGCGGUUUGGAUCUCUGAGGAUUGGCAGAAACUUGGAAAAGGGACAUCUUAACAAUCUGAAUGUGAAGAGAUUCUUUUUUCUUCUGGGUGAGAGGAUUCAGGUUUGAACUUCUUGUGCGGGAAGCUGUGCGUCACCAUAAUGAGACUUGUAAUUCUUGACAACUAUGACUUGGCUAGUGAAUGGGCAGCCAAAUACAUCUGUAAUCGCAUCAUUCAGUUCAAACCUGGACAGAACAGAUACUUUACACUGGGCUUACCAACAGCCUGUGGUGAGGCUGAACAUCAUGGCAGGAGGCAUGAGGUGGAGCAAAGCUGAUCACCUAAUGUGGCCAGGGAGUACACCUUUAGGAUGUUAUAAAAAACUAAUAGAGUAUCACAAAAGUGGAGACCUUUCUUUUAAAUAUGUGAAGACUUUUAAUAUGGAUGAAUAUGUAGGACUCCCAAGAAAUCAUCCUGAAAGCUACCAUUCUUACAUGUGGAAUAACUUUUUUAAGCAUAUUGACAUAGAUCCUAAUAAUGCUCAUAUCCUUGAUGGGAAUGCUGCAGAUUUACAAGCAGAAUGUGAUGCAUUUGAAAGGAAAAUAGAAGAAGCUGGAGGAAUAGAUCUUUUUGUUGGAGGAAUAGGUCCAGAUGGUCAUAUCGCUUUUAAUGAGCCAGGAUCCAGUUUAGUGUCAAGGACAAGAUUAAAGACUCUGGCAAUGGACACCAUUUUGGCAAAUGCUAAAUACUUUGAUGGAGAUUUAUCAAAAGUGCCAACUAUGGCUCUAACUGUUGGUGUGGGGACAGUGAUGGAUGCUAGAGAAGUGAUGAUCCUCAUAACAGGUGCACACAAAGCAUUUGCCUUGUACAAAGCAAUAGAAGAAGGAGUCAAUCACAUGUGGACUGUUUCAGCUUUCCAGCAGCAUCCCAGAACUAUUUUUGUAUGUGAUGAAGAUGCUACUUUAGAAUUAAGAGUUAAAACUGUGAAAUACUUUAAAGGUUUAAUGCAUGUGCACAAUAAACUUGUGGAUCCACUAUACAGUAUGAAAGAAGGAAAUUGAAGGAGAUUGAAGCAAAAUUCUACUUGAAAAGACCACUUUAUUAGAUGCAUUUUCAGCUAUGCAAUAUGAUAAAUCAUGGGAAUAUUGAAGAUUGUCACUUUUAAAAUCCAUUAUAUGUUAAACAUUCCAUAUUUAGAAUGACUUUCUUAUACUAGGAUUUAAGAGAAACAGUUGACUCUCCAAGCUGGUUGGCUGUUAUCAAUUACAGAAAGCUACAUAGCCACAUAUAAAACAGCAUAGAAAUGUCUGCUGACUUGAGGUACCAUGUGUGACAUAACAUAGAUUAUUCUUUAAUUACAGGAAGACACUCUAAGCCUUUCAUUUAUCAAACAAUUCUCAUUGCAAAUCUUUACUUUUGGAAUGCUUUCUUUAGAUCUGUGUAUUAUACACAUGAUUUUCUGCACGGUGUUGCCUUAGUCAUCUUUCAGCAGUAGUAUUUGGACAUCAAAAGCCCUGCUACAUAUUGUUGGUAAAGGAAAUGUGAAGAGAUGACAGUAUCUAAAAGUAGUUUACAUCCCUUUGGAAAGUAUGUGUAAGUGCAUGCUUUUUUGCGUACCUUCUUAUAUAGCACCUUUUUACAAAUAAGCUUAUUUUUUUUUAAUGACAUAGGUUCAUGCUCCCCCACAUAUAUAGCUUAGCAAUUAUGAGCUUUAUAUAAACCUGAAUUCUUUUGAAGAAUAUUUUCUGAUUAUUGCUAAAUUUCAUAAAUUAGCUUUAUUCCUUAUAUAUAAAAUGUCUAAAAAGGUACUGUGAAAUAUAUAAUUACUGUAAUCCAUUGCAGAUUGUGAUAAUUGAAUAAAUUGCAGAUCUAUAUUGUUUUCUAUCUUUAACUCAAAUAAAGCUUAUUAAUAAUAA